AUGGAGCUAAGGGUUCGUGGGGACAUGACUUCAGUGGUGAAUGGAUGGCAGUGCCGCGGCCCACUGACCACAGGGAAUCCAGAGAGCAGCAGCCGUUUGCCAAAAGCCCAGGGUUUCCAGAACUGCUGCGAGCUGCUCAGACGGCUCUAUAAUGGGGCUAAUAAUAGUGUGGUCCAAGCAUCAUUCACCAACGAGCCCAGUGCGACUGCACCGCUGUCGGAGGCCGAUGAUGAGGCUCAUCUCAAUGAUACGACACGACCAGAGCAGAAGGUGGACAAGCUCCAGCUCCCUGUGAGGCCGGCCCCAGGGCCGGGCCAGAGCUGCUCAUCACAAAGCACUGAGCUGGAAAAUCACACAUGA
Messenger RNA from Knipowitschia caucasica, 360 nucleotides. The record is from the annotation of a GenBank genome assembly. NCBI's taxonomy places the organism in Eukaryota, Metazoa, Chordata, Actinopteri, Gobiiformes, Gobiidae.